CUCAACAGACCUCUUUGCCUCAUUUGAUAAUCCCAAAAAUCUUCUUCUGUACAUCUCGCUGCAAAGGGGCUUUCCAUUGUCGUCUCUGUCUCCGUUCGCCAUCGUCGUCUCUGUCUCCGGUCGCCAUCAAAGCAAGCCUUCUUUCUCGCCCUUUGUCUCAUCGAGGGGAAUCACCCAGGAAUUUGUUUUUAGGCUUAACUCACACCUUCCACUGCAUCCGUUUCCGUCGCUGCCGGUACCUUUCGGUUAAUGGACAAAGUUUGGUGGAAACUUUAGGAGGCAAUGACGAGGAAAAGGGGUUGAUGGGGUCACUUGACGAGUUAAAAGAAAGUAGCAUUCCCCUGUCUCCCCAGUGGCUUUAUGCUAAACCGAGCGAGACUAAGAUGGUUCAGACUCUGAACAAUCCAAGCGUAGAAGAGUUCCAUAAAGUUCUUGAUUCAUUUCAACCAAGUUUUGUGUAUUUGCAAGGAGAACAGCUUUCGAAUGAUGAAGUUGGAUCUCUGGUGUGGGGAGGUGUUGCCUUAUCUACUACUGAAGCCAUAUCCGGGCUUUUUGGUUCCACAUUGCCAAAUACUGUACGUGCUUGGAUUUUAUACCAUGGACAACGCGGUGGAGGAAGUGUGAAAAAUUGGAAGUCAACUUGCACCAGGAAUUAAUGAACAAUGUGAAGAUUGACAAAUUGAUCUAUUUUUGGCAAAUAUUGGAUUUUCUUUUUAAUUUUGGCACAUUGAACAAUAAUGAAUUGUAAAAUGCCUUGAUCCUUUGAUAUGUUUAAUGGUAAAUUUAAAUAUGGAUUGUUUUGGGUA
Molecule: messenger RNA, 806 nt
Organism: Cornus florida
Lineage: Eukaryota; Viridiplantae; Streptophyta; Magnoliopsida; Cornales; Cornaceae
Product: AT-rich interactive domain-containing protein 4-like
Exons: 6
Coding region: 303-656 (117 amino acids)
Source: RefSeq, a predicted model, not a curated record